UGCUUUGAGAACUUUGGUUGAAGAGUGGUAUAUACAUAUUUGUCGUCACUGUUGUAGUAUAUAUUAAGAAUUAUCCCGCCUCUUCAACAAACCCUUCUGUGCUUUUCAAGAGGGUUGGGCUAAUAUUGACAGAUAACUUUAGAGGAUAACACAUUAUUCGCCCAACAUUAGUUUCAUUAGGAACAUAAAUGGAUUGAAAUUACAAGGAAGCACAUUUAGGCUAGAUAUUAGGAGGAAUUUCCUGACUCUAAGAACUGUUCAACAGUGGAACAGUCUGCCUCUUGCAAUGGUGGGCUUUGCUAGAGGUUUUCAAACAGGUUUGAUGGCCAUCUAUUUGGGAUGCUGUAGCAAAUUCUUACUCUGAGUUGGGAAUUAAACUGGAAGACCUCCCAAGAUCUUUUCCAAUUCUAAAAUUGUUGCUUCUAUGUGUAAAAGAUGCUUAUCCUCUUCACUGCUUUAUGUGAAAAGGGGAAUUUGUAUAAUGCCUGAGCACAUUGGUGUACCAGAAGGAGGACUUCUUUGUAAAAUGGUAGAGGAGGAUUCCUGUAUGAGAUAGCUGAAAGUCUAGUAUCCUGCUGUUGGAGUGAGGUAUUUGGGAAAAAACUUACUGAUGCCUGUACUUAAAAGAGAAAAAAAUUCCCAAGUACCAAGUUUUAGGGAUGACUUGGAUUUUGUGUUUCUAACUACACCAUCUAGUUGACUUCCAAGAUCCCAGCCACACUGCAGUGGUCCUCAGGCCCCCUUAACUCUAUUCCCAAGAUUUCUGGUGAAUCAAAUCAAGAAAUCUGUUUCUUAACACUAAUGGGACCAGCAGAACUGCAUUUUAAGUAGAAGAUAAUGAACUAAGUGCAAUUCUGUGCACACUUCCUUGGGCGUACAUCCUACUGGACUCAGUGGGAUUUCUGAAUGAGGAGGAUAGGAUCGCGGGGCAUAGCUUUACUGACUGCUGAGGGGUUUAAUGGGGGCGGGGAGUGCAUGCUUGCAUGCUUUAAAAAAACGUGUUAGCCCUGGUUGCUACUUCAAUACAAAAUGAAAGUGAAAUGGUUAAAUAUAGCCUUUCUUUCUAAUACUGGGUAUUGUUAUCCAUUGGAAUAAUAGUGAAAAAGUGGAAGUUAUCUCCCACUUUCCUAAAGAAGUGCAAAAACGCUUUGUUAAUGCGGGUGGAAUCAAGGGUGAUGGUCCGUGUGCUGGUGUGUGUUUUAAACAACUACAAAGACGGCGCGCCUCAGACUAGUCCGAGCUUUCCUGUUCCGUUUGCCACUCAUGUAAAUCAGCCGCGCCCCAGUGGUAUCUAGAACCCUAUAUAUGGCCUGCUAUCUCCCACCACUAAGCCCUGUUGGGCCACCCAACCACCGCCUGGAGGCGCGCGACGUCUUAGCGCUCGCGGCACUUCUAUCGCCGCCUGGAAACAGGAACUAGAGGGAACCACCACUAACGGGCGUGUUUCUGGAGGAGCGCGCUAAUCGACGGACCUGGUGUACUAGUCAACGUGUCCCGGCCGGUGCUGCUACACCGGGCGGGGCGUCCUGCCGAGUAGGCAGGAGGAUGUUCCCGUCUCGGCGCAAGUCUAUGUACCGUCGCGCGGGCGGUGUGUCCUGCCGGCUGCUGGGCAUCCUCCCCUGGAAAUGCUCCCUCUUUCAGCUCUUCUUCAUUGCUCUGUUGCUGGGGUUUCUCUCCCUUUUAUGGCUGCAGCUCAGUUGCUCAACAGAUGUGACUAGAAGUCAAAGAUCUGAGGCCACGGUGAAAUCCUGCCCAUUUGAGCCUCUACCUCAGCUUCCUGAUGACCCAUCCUGGGGACCCCAUUGCCUGGCAGUGUUGGUGCCCUUUCGGGAGCGCUUUGAAGAGCUACUGGCCUUUGUGCCCCACAUGCAUCGCUUCCUCAGCAAAAAGAAAAUUUGCCAUCAUAUCUUCAUAAUCAACCAGGUGGAUCAUUACAGGUUUAACAGAGCAUCUCUGAUCAACGUGGGCUUCCUGGAGAGUGGCAAUGACACAGACUACGUUGCCAUGCAUGAUGUAGACUUGUUGCCUCUUAAUGAGGAAUUGGACUACAGCUUCCCUGCUCCUGGGCCCUUUCAUGUGGCGUCGCCUGAGUUGCACCCUCUCUAUCACUAUAACACCUAUGUGGGUGGCAUCCUCCUGCUCACCAAGCAGCACUACCGGAUGUGUAAUGGAAUGUCCAACCGCUUCUGGGGCUGGGGCCGAGAGGAUGAUGAGUUUUAUCGUCGCAUCAAAGGAGCUGGACUUCAACUCUUCCGGCCCUCAGGAAUAACAAGUGGAUAUAAGACCUUCCAGCAUCUACAUGAUCCAGCUUGGCGCAAGAGAGACCAGAAGCGUGUUGCUUCUCAGAAACAGGAGCAGUUCAAGGUGGACCGUACUGGAGGCUUGACCAACCUUCAGUACAGAGUGGAAUCACGCACUGUGUUGAGUGUAGCAGGAGCUCCCUGCACAGUCCUCAAUAUCCUGCUACAAUGUGAUCCUAAUGAGACACCCUGGUGUACAUUUGGCUGAGCUGCCCAUUGCAUAGACUGCCUGCUAUGUUGCUGCUGCUGCUGCUGCAGCUGGUUGCCAGGAUUGCAGGUGGACUCUCAAGAUGGAUCCUGCUGUGGGAGCCAACAACAGGGCAUAAUAGAUGCCCAUGGAUCAGAUCAUUAAAAAGAGAGAUGAGGAGCCACAUCAGUUGACAGGUUUAUGCAGAACAUGGCCUCUUCCCAAAUGGGUACUGCAAGUUGACAAUGAGUACAAAGGUGUUAGCAAGUAUAAAAGGACCAAGUGCCUGCUCAGCUUGCCAUUCAGAAGGAUGUUGAAUGAACUACCUACAUUUCAACAACUGAAGGAAAUGUGAGAGGCAAGACCAUGACUGAAUCAUUCUGUUUCUGCAAGACAGAGCUUGGAUGCCCAGGUGGUAAGGGGGGACACGAGUAGUCGAGGGCUGCAGACUUGGUUGGGAGAAUUUGCUGCCAAGGAUGAUACUUAAGGGACACUCUGUCAGAGUCAGUAUCUAGCUAGCUUGUUGGAAGUGUGCUUCCUUAUAUCCACCUCAUAUGCUAAUAUAUGCAUAGGUUCCUUCUGUAAAGCUCCCUGUGCACCCCCUCUUUUCCUACAGGGCACCUUGCUAGGUGGCCAUUGGGCUCAUUUGCUCUAGGAACAUGAACACCCCCUUCCCCAAGCCCAUCAGGAGGAGGGACAUCGUUCUCUGGGUUCUUUGGGGCUGUAAAAACUGCUGGUUUGUCACAAUGAGGGCAUUAAAGCAAGUAGACCCUGAAGGGACAUUAA
This is a messenger RNA of Hemicordylus capensis (graceful crag lizard), 3273 nucleotides long. RefSeq names its product beta-1,4-galactosyltransferase 7 (gene B4GALT7). Bases 1546 to 2508 code for a protein of 320 amino acids. The transcript has 6 exons. Lineage: Eukaryota; Metazoa; Chordata; Lepidosauria; Squamata; Cordylidae. The record is from RefSeq and is a predicted model, not a curated record. Gene Ontology annotation, biological process: proteoglycan biosynthetic process; carbohydrate metabolic process. Gene Ontology annotation, molecular function: xylosylprotein 4-beta-galactosyltransferase activity.